CUGUCAUUACUCAUGAAAUGACAGCAUAUAAGAUCUUGCAGCCAAAGAGUGAAUUCUGGAAAAAAAAAGGCUGAAAAUGGUUGUGUGAGGAGAAAAAGGAGAGCGAGGAGAGAGGGAGGGCAGAGGAAACAGAGGAGGGACUGGGAAACAGAUGCUGGCACCGCAGUCCAGUGUGUUAGCUACCAUCCCUCAUCUCAAACCCUCCCCUUCCCUGAACGUCGCUCUCUCACUUAAUCUUAACCCCCCUCAUAAUUUAUACCCACAAUCCCAUUUCACAGAGAGGCUCAUGAAUCAGAGGCUGGACUGUCUCUGUGGUCUCCCUGCUGUCUCUCAACAGAUCAUGGGAUAGGACGGCAUUUUCCUCUCUUUGAUUUCAGAUUUGGAGUAUGACUGCGGUGCUCUCUGUUAACUUUUCAGCUCACUUUCUCUGAGGAUUACCACGGGGAUAGAUCGCGUGCAUUUGUUUUAGUCCGUGUAACUCCAGCAACUAUGUGUGCUUCUGAUGGUGUUGAGUCCGGCAGCAGCAGAGGAUCACCAUGAGAGGGGGUCACCACCAGCGAGGCUGUGGGUGUCAGCAUCUGUUCAGAAAACUACUGCGCACAUGUGGUUGCUGCUUUUCCAGAAAUAGAGCAGAGUCCUAUUCUGUAGCGGGCAGUGAAGGCAGCAUCACCCCAUCUGGAUCUGUGCCCCACCAGGCCUCUGGCAGCACAAGCCCCUGCUCACACUCCUCAUCCGGGGGUUCACGGCACCCAGUCAGCGCCCUGAAGAAAUGGCUCACCAACCCUGUCCGGAAGCUUAGCUCCGAUACUAGAGGUGGGGCAGGAAAAGCUGAGAAGCAGAUGUCCAGGUCAGACGGAAGGCGGCCACCGCUGCUCCGCUCCCACAGCGAGGCUCGGCAGAGUUCUCUGGAGAUGCAUGAUGACCACACCAUCCUGUCUCCGGCAAACACCGAGUGGAAAGAUGGUCUCUUGAGUCCAGCCGCGCCGUCGCCUUCUCUGCCAUCCAAUCAGAGCCAUUUGUGUGACCCCCUGCAAAGCAGAGACUCACAAAGCCUGAGCCAAAAGUCCAGCAUCAACACUCUGCAGGGGGAGGACAGCUGUGCCGGGGCUGAGGACUCCGCCAGCCAGUGCUCUGCCGUGGUGGACAGUGAAGAAGAACGGAGCAUUGCCUUAGAGAAGAGUUUGUAUGUUCUGACAGAGCUGAUAGAGACAGAAAGGCUGUAUGUUGAAGAUCUUGGGCUCAUAGUCCAGGGCUACAUGACCACGAUGGCUAAUCAGGGAGCUCCAGAGGACAUGAGAGGAAAGGACAGGAUCGUAUUUGGAAACAUCCACCAGAUCUACGACUGGCACAAAGACUUCUUCCUGGGGGAACUGGAGAAAUGUGUAGGAAAUCCAGACAGCCUGGCCCAACUCUUCAUCAAACAUGAACGCCGUCUUCACAUGUACGUGGUUUACUGCCAGAACAAACCCAAGUCCGAGCAUGUUGUCUCUGAGUACAUUGAGACCUAUUUUGAGGAUCUCAGGCAGCAGUUGGGUCACAGGCUGCAGCUCAAUGAUCUCCUGAUAAAGCCUGUUCAGAGGAUCAUGAAGUAUCAGCUGCUUUUGAAGGACUUCUUGAAAUACUACAGAAAAGCUGGGAGAGAUGUGGGGGAGCUGCAGAAAGCAGUGGAGGUGAUGUGUUUUGUGCCAAAACGCUGUAACGACAUGAUGAAUGUGGGAAGACUACAAGGUUUUGAGGGGAAAAUCACAGCUCAGGGAAAGCUGCUCCAGCAGGACACUUUCUCUGUGAGCGAGCAGGAAGGCGGCCUCCUGUCCAGAGCCAGGGAGAGGCGUGUCUUCCUGUUUGAGCAGCUGGUCAUCUUCAGUGAGCCAAUCGAUAAGAAGAAAGGCUUACCUUUGCCAGGUUACACGUUUAAAAACAGCAUCAAGGUCAGCUGCUUAGGUGUGGAGGAACCCUCUGAGGAGGAUCCGUCCGGUCUGGUCCUGACCUCCCGGGGGACUGACAGCAGCGUAACGCGCUUCGUCAUGCACGCAUCAUCUCCAGAGAUACAACAAGCUUGGUUCUGUGAUGUGGUUCAGAUCUUGGAAACUCAGAGGAACUUCCUGAACGCUCUCCAGUCCCCGAUAGAGUACCAACGCAGGGAAAGCACAUCGAAUAGUUUGGGAAGGGCCAUGAAGUCUCCGGCCGCUCCGCAAGCUGGCCUGCGGCCGCACUCGUCGGCGUCCAUGGACAGAUGUCGCCAGCCCUGCCUGCUGUCUUACAACAACUCUCUGCCCUCUCUGCACUCCCCCCGCCUCAGCCCAGCCUCACAGGUCUCCAACCCGCCCGCCCUGUCACUUCGAGCUUCUCACCCUCCGUUUUCCUCACACCACCAGCUCAGUCUGUGCACGGAGGUGAAACACGAAUGUGGCACGUCCAGCAGUCCGUCCCCCUGCAGCCACCGCCAUCAGAGGGGUGUGACCGCCAGCUUCCAGACAAUAACGUUUGGUGAUGGUGCGACUUUUUCCUCACAUCGGCUGAAUAGCUUGGACCAGCUGAAGGAGCAGCAGUGACCUGCAGACUGAUAUUUGCUGCUGAGUCCGAGCUUUCUGUCGGCACAGGUCCCUGCUGCACAGAAGUCAAAACAGUGGCUGCGACAAAUCAAAAUAAGGCACAGGCCAAUAUUGUUAUUAUAUGAUUAUCUCAUUUCAGUAUGUGUGUGUGUGUGUGUGUGUGUGUGUGUGUGUGUGUGAGCACGUACUGCAAAUACACCUGCAGCAUGUGUGGAUUGUGAUUACAGAUGAGAUGAAAUGUAUGAGAACAUGAUUUGAAAACACUAAAAAGACUUCUUUUGUGUUGCUUUAUGUUGUGAAUCUGAACAUUUCUUACUCCGUCCACUCAAAAUUCCUUGAUGGAUAUUUUUGUAAUGGAUAUUUUUCACAAAGCACCAGUUCCAGUUGAUUCCCUUGAGAACGAAGAUGUCAAAUCCCCUGAUGCAGUGCGGUCCACAAAUAACUGUAUCCUUGUAAUUACUGAGUGGCUCUAACUUCCAGUUUAACUCAAGGGAUUUCAAUGCAUCUGUGCACAUUAUCAAAUAGCUGUAUUUUCCGUUUGGUGGACUACUUCAGCCCUGCCAUUGUGAGUGUUAUCUGGACCAAACACAUUUGUAAACUGACACAAAGCUAAUGCCAUAAGCAAGCAGAAAAGGAAAAAGGGAACAAAGAUUUAACUGAGGUGCUCGUUUGUCAUUUUCAUUUGAGAUGUAAAUAGUUUAGCGUGAGUUCAUAUCAGUAAAAUCUGAGUCUUGAUACAAAUACAAUAUUGAAGAGCAAUGCUGUUUAGAUAUUUUUCUAAUAAGUUCCUUAAUGUUUCUUUAUUGUUGAAGCAUGAAAUGUGUGUUUCAAUGUCAUAAAUACAGUAUGAGAAUAUUUUUCCUCCUUUUCUUUUGUCAUUUUAUUUGUUUUUAACCUUUACCCAUUCCAUGUACCCACUGUUAUGGAUUUGGAAAUAAAACCACAAGCACAUACCAGAGAAUAAUGACACAGUACCGACUGAUUUUCUUUACAAGGAAAAAACACUAAAUUCUCAAAUGCCACUUGUAUAUAAAUAACAGUUAUUUUACAGAGAAUGUUAAAAUUUGAAGGGUUAAUGGCCAUGAAAAUGUCUAAUCUAAUCAAUGAGUUGGUGUA
Messenger RNA from Menidia menidia (Atlantic silverside), 3668 nucleotides. Lineage: Eukaryota; Metazoa; Chordata; Actinopteri; Atheriniformes; Atherinopsidae. The record is from the annotation of a GenBank genome assembly.